GCAUAUGAUCGGGUCAGCAGCGGGAAGCCGAUCCAGGCCCCGAAAACGAAGCCUCCGAGCGAGGCCGAGUUGGCUGCUGCCGCAGCGGCCGCCAAGGCGGCUGAGGAAGAGGCGAUGCAGCGUGCAGCAGAGGAGGAUCCACUGGCAGGUCCGCCCCGCUCCCCGCGGGCAGCACCUAGCGAGCCCGUGGCAGUUCCGAACCAGCCGAUCGAGGUUUUCGAGCAGAAGAAACGCCAGAACUUCCGGAAGACUCGCGAUCCUACAGCCGAAGAUCCGAACACAUUGUCGAACUGGCUGGAAGGUCAGAGCUUGACUUCCCAGACCACCGCCACCACAGCCACAACCAAGCGAACACGUUUUUCAGAUCUGAGCAUGACCUCCCUCGCGACGUCGAUCUGUAGCGAGCCUCCGACCACCUUCCAGGUCGAUUUCCGACCACACAAGAGGGCCUUUGCCCUGAACCAGAACGAUUGGAAGCCGGUGAACCAGCAUGAAGCAGGAGCACUCCGGGAUGGACUUCCCAACAUGGGCCUUCCCGAUUGUGAGCGCCUACAGACCACCUUCGAGGACCAGUUUGGCUCUGCUGCAGCGACCCGCAGUCAGCACAAGAAGAUGCAUGAGAAGGUUCUCAACAGCGAUCAACACGAGUUUAUCUCGAGGUUCUUGGAGGCCGCACCUCCCCAGCAGCGCGAGCAGUUCUCCGGCAUGGUCCGAUCAUUGGAAUAUUUGCGUCGCGCCAAGACGAGGGAGGACACGAGCACGAGCAACCUCGCGUUUGACCUGCAGGAGAAUGCUCGACUGUGGCGGCCGCCGAAGCAAAGGCCGGUCUUCGAGCCCUGGGAGAUUAACAUCUCCCGGAUCCCGUUGGGUGCCAUGCAGCAAGGCCCUGCCAAGCCGCGCGUCGACAUUGCGGAGCCAUCCUUGCCACCGGUGCCCCCGAGCCCUUCCGUGUCAGGCCUAGGAAGCUUGCCGCUGACCCGCCUUCCCACGCCGCAGGUCCUCUCCGAAUGUGGAUCAGCUUGA
This is a messenger RNA of Symbiodinium necroappetens, 1023 nucleotides long. The record is from the annotation of a GenBank genome assembly. NCBI's taxonomy places the organism in Eukaryota, Dinophyceae, Suessiales, Symbiodiniaceae.